This is a messenger RNA of Otolemur garnettii (small-eared galago), 1190 nucleotides long. RefSeq names its product chromosome unknown C7orf50 homolog (gene CHLSN). The record is from RefSeq and is a predicted model, not a curated record. The coding region runs from base 1 to 594 and encodes 197 amino acids. Lineage: Eukaryota; Metazoa; Chordata; Mammalia; Primates; Galagidae. The transcript is spliced from 4 exons.
AUGGCAAAACAGAAGAGAAAAAUUCCCAAAGUGACAGAGAAAAAGAACAAAAAGUUAAAGAAGGCAUCAACAGAAGAGACAGCGUUGACACCUGAGGCUUCUCCAGGCCAUGAGGAAGCACACCUGGAGGAAAGAGCGGCCCAUACAGCAGUGCAGGAUGUGGACACCGAGCUGUCCCCAGAGGAGAAGCGGGUCCUAGAGAGGAAACUGAAAAAGGAGCGGAAGAAAGCAGAGCGACAGCGUCUACGGGAGUCAGGCAUCACAGCCCAGAACCCUCCAGCUAGGCACUCGGGGGCAGAGCUGGCCCUGGCCUACCUCUGUGGGUGGGCCCAGAAGCACAAGGACUGGAGAUUCCAGAAGACAAGACAGACAUGGCUCCUGCUGCACAUGUAUAAUAGCGACAAGGUACCCAAUGAGCACUUCCCCACCCUGCUGGCCUACCUGGAGGGCCUUCAGGGCAGGGCCCGAGAAUUGACAGUGCAGAAGGCUGAAGCCCUGAUGCAAGAGCUGGAUGAGGUGGGCGCCAGGGACCCAGACCCCCUCCUGCUGGAGAAGGCCCAGCGUGCCCGGCAGGUGCUGCAGCUGCUGUCCUAGCAGCAGGUGGUAUGACAGGACCCUGCUCGGGGCAGGUCUUGGACCACCUCCUCAUGGGGUCCAUGCUGGUGGGGCAAUCCGUACCACCAGCAGGUCUGGGCUGGGCCAGGCCUGAGCCUUCCAGCUCCACAGACUGUGAUGGACCCUUUCCUCCACCCUGCUUGGCCAAAGACAGUUUUAUAGAUGAUAACAGGUUUUGAUACCUGUAGAGCAGAAGAUGUUACUCUGAAAUGACCCAGAGACACCAGUCCUGGCCUUCAGAUGGUCCUCAGGCCUAGGAAAUCAUUUUUGAGGGGAAUGUCUAUUUUUCUACCAAGGAUGGAUAUUUUAGAAGCUGAGCAGAGUUUGGUUGUGGUCCUCAUACUCUACCCGGUGGCCCCCAUGUAAGCCAUGUGUUCCUGGCCCCUGCCUGCUUCAUCGUACGUUUUGGCUGUGGCACGACCACCUCUCCUUCAGCAGUGCCUGGCCUCACUGCCUUGUCACAGGGAGAGCCCUGUUGGAGGCUGUACACAUCAGACCAUGUGCCCAUAUGCACAAAUGGACUCUGCUGGCUAUAUUUUCAAUAAAAACAAGCCCCUUUCAGGCUGUGGCUCUUA